Messenger RNA from Misgurnus anguillicaudatus (oriental weatherfish), 3839 nucleotides. It is a transcript of the gene spon1b, whose product is annotated as spondin 1b. Gene Ontology annotation, cellular component: extracellular matrix. The record is from RefSeq and is a predicted model, not a curated record. NCBI's taxonomy places the organism in Eukaryota, Metazoa, Chordata, Actinopteri, Cypriniformes, Cobitidae. Gene Ontology annotation, biological process: cell adhesion.
UCUCCCUCUGAGCGUGAAUGUCAGUCUACAAUUUGUUUAAAGUCUGCGGGCUGAAUCUGUUGUAUGUAAGUCUGCGCUCGGUUAUCACGGAGACCGUGUCGGUAUUUCACAGUGUGAGUAAAGUCAACAUCUGAGUGUCCGCGGGCACGGGACUAUCCGCGAUCUCCACAUUACAGAACCGCUCGGUUGGCAUGGAUACGGCGCAUUUGCUGUGUUUUAUUCCCUAAAUGGAAGUAGACAAGUUCGGUGGAUUCACACAGCAUCGGAUGUCCUGUUGGUUCUGAUCGUCUUUUUCAGUUCUUUGACUGCUGGUAUUAAGAUCGCAAACUUGCGUUUUGAGAAUUGGUGUGAUGGAUAAAGACGCGCUGCUCGCGCUGUUCAUCUUCUUGAAUGUGGUUUGCCCGCGCACGGAUGCGUUCAGGAGGGAGACCGCGGAGAGACGCUCCAGGUCGGACGGUUUCUGUAGGAUCUUACGGACGCAGACGCGCGGCGCGCGCAGAGACACGCAGAGCGAGUUUCGCCUCAGAGUUGAAGGAGAUCCGGAAACUUAUCAACCGGGGAGCACUUACAGAGUGAGUUUGCAUGCGUCCAGCCCAUCUUACUUUCGUGGAUUUACCCUCAUCGCGCUGAAAGAAGGAAGGGAGGGGGUCACUCCUGAUGAUUAUGCCGGCAAUUUCAAGAUCAUAGAUGAAAGCGAUACGCAGUUCAUGACCAACUGCCCUCCGGCCGUCACUGAGAGUAUUCCCAGGAGACGCACAAGGAUACAGGUGUUCUGGACGGCGCCACCUUCGGGUAGCGGCUGUGUCACCCUCAAGGCCAGUGUUGUCCAGAGAAGAAUCAUUUUAUUUCAAGAUGAGGGCUCACUUACCAAGAGAAUGUGUGAGAAAGAUCCAGUUGCAUCCACUGAAAAACCGGUUCAGGAGUGCUGUGCUUGCGGUACCGCAAAGUAUAGACUCACUUUCUAUGGAAACUGGUCUGAGAAAGCCUAUCCCAAGGAUUACCCAAGACGUGCUAACCAUUGGUCGGCUCUCAUCGGCGCAUCUCACACAAGAAGCUACGUGUUAUGGGAGUACGGAGGUUUCGCCAGCGAAGGCGUCAAACAGGUCGCCGAAUACGGCUCACCCGUCAAAAUGGAAGAGGAGAUUCGUCAAAAGGGGGACGAUGUGAUGACCGUUAUAAAAACAAAAGCACAGUGGCCGGCCUGGCAGCCUCUUAAUAUACGGGCCGCUCCAUCAGCAGAGUUCUCAGUGGACCGAACCCGUCAUCUCAUGUCAUUUUUGACCAUGCUGGGUCCCAGCCCCGACUGGAAUGUGGGACUGUCUGGGGAAGAUCUCUGCACCAGAGACUGCGGUUGGGUCCAGAGAGUGGUGAAGGAUCUGGUGCCGUGGGACGCUGGGACUGACAACGGGGUCACCUAUGAGUCUCCCAAUAAACCCAGUAAUCCCCAAGAGCGCAUUCGGCCGCUCACCAGUUUGGAUCACCCACAGAGCCCAUUUUACGACCCAUCUGGUGGACCCAUCUCACCCUUGGCUCGAGUGGUGGUGGAGAGGAUUGCAAGAAAGGGAGAACAGUGUAACACCGUUCCCGACACCAUAGACGAUAUCGUCGCCGAUAUCGCUCAGGAGGAGAAAGAGGAAGGAGACAACACUCCAGACACUUGCAUCUACUCGAACUGGUCUCCGUGGUCAGCCUGCAGCUCGUCCACCUGCGAUAAAGGUCGAAGGAUGAGGCAAAGAAUGCUAAAAGCCCAGCUGGAGCCGAGCGUGCCCUGUCUGCACACGCAGGACUUUGAGCCCUGCAUGGGGCCCGGCUGCAGCGAGGAAGUGGAGCCGUCUACAUGUAUGAUGUCAGAGUGGAUCAGCUGGUCUCCGUGCAGCGCCUCCUGUGGCAUGGGCAUGCGGUCCAGAGAGAGAUACGUCAAACAGUUCCCAGAGGACGGCUCCAGCUGUACGCUGCCAACCGAGGAGACCGAAAAGUGUGUUGUCAACGAAGAGUGCUCGGCCAGCAGCUGCGUGGUCACAGAAUGGGGCGAGUGGGAACCCUGUAGUGUGAGCUGUGGAGUGGGGAUGAGGAGAAGAGAGCGCAUGAUGAAGAUGGAAGCCUCAGAUGGCUCACCCUGCCGCGUACAGCUGGCGGAGGCAGAGAAGUGCAUGAUGCCCGACUGCAAUGCUGUGGUGUGUAUGCUGUCUCCGUGGUCAGAAUGGGGCAAGUGCAGCGUGUCGUGUGGUGUGGGAAUGCGUUCCCGUCAGCGCAUGCUGAAGACGCCCGUAGAUCCCAGUCUGUGCCCAGAUGAGCUCGAGGAGGUUGAAAAGUGCAUGCAUCCAGAAUGCCCCACAGACUGCAUGCUGUCAGAAUGGUCAGCGUGGUCCGAGUGUAAUAAGUCUUGCGGGAAGGGUCACAUGAUCCGCUCACGGAUGGUCAAGCUGGAGCCUCAGUUUGGAGGCAUGCCAUGCCCGGAGACGGUCCAGAGGAAGAAAUGUAAGGUCCGCAAGUGUUCGAGAGGUUCCCGCGCCAGUGACAAAAAGAAGAGGCAGGACGUUUCGGACAGGCAACGAGUAAAGCAGAGACGAGAUUCGGUGGCAGAGGAGAGCACAGACUGUCCGAUGACCAGGUGGACAAACUGGAUGAGGUGUACCAAGCCGUGCGGCGGGGGGGUCCAGGAGCGCAUGCUGGUUUUGCCGAAGAAGUUCAAAGGCCCAGAGUACAAACACUGCAAAAACUUGAAGGAGUCCCGCGCUUGCAACGUGCACCUGUGCUAAAAGAGACAGUGUAUCACUGUAAUACACACACCCUGUCACAGUCACACGUCUCAGCUUAUAAAUGGCCGAAGUCGAGCAGCGUAGUUUUACACCAGGGUUUCCAGCAGGGGGAGCCGGCGAGAGACUGUGUGUCCCACAGUUACAGCUUAUUAUAGGAUUUUAGAGUUACACACAACGUGGAUCAGGCCUGUUAUCCGUGAUUAGUUUUAGUUGCCUUCUUAGCGGGCGUAUAUACUGUAUUAAUGUUUAACCAACACUUUUCAGUACAACUUCACAAUCAUACACUAAAUCAUCUGUGCACACUUAAUUUUUAAGAAGAAUGACAUUUGCAGUUCAAAGGUCUAAACGGAUACAUGCAAUAUAUACAUACAAAUAUAAGUAGCAUUUUUUUGUUUUAUGCAUCCAAAAUGCAUUAUCAGUUUAUCAGGUGAAAUGGGUGCGGAAAACAUUCUUUUGAUCCCCGUUCGUAAUACAAGGUCAAAAACAGCAAGAUUUCACCGCCUCUAUUGAACGAUAUCAAGGUGGGUCACCCACAAUCGAUGCCCAAUUGAUUCAAACAGCAAGCAUUUGGUGAAAAUGGGAUUGCUGUGCAAUUGGCACAGCAUGUGUGUGUGGUCUUCUUGACUGAAAAUGGUGUUGAAUAGAAACCAAAUCAGGUUUAUACGGAAUAAAGCAUUGGCUUGCGAAUAGUUUAACCUUAUUGUCCAGAAUUACAGUAUAAAGCACAGGUAAGCAUAACCAUUCACGUUUCUUUAUUUUAUUUUAUAAAUCGUGGUAUAUUUACAGAGUUUAAAAUAGAUUUGUGACUUUUUAUUGCAUUAAUAGAUGUAUAAUAGGCUAAUGUAAAAAUAUUAACAGAUUUAUAGGGUAAGAAGGCCUUUAAAUUAGACAUUUUAUUACUUUUACUGUGGAAUAUUGAUAUACUUGUAUUCAGCUUCGGAAAGCCUCGCCAAAGUCAUGUGUGGAUUUUACUCCAUUUCUCUCCUGUUUUUUUCCCCUGUAUUUUCCAUUCAUCCAUUCGCUCACAAUAUUCUACUAUUUUGGAAUAAAUCUUCUUUACAAUAAAAUUUUGUGACUAUG